Molecule: messenger RNA, 1465 nt
Organism: Desarmillaria tabescens
Lineage: Eukaryota; Fungi; Basidiomycota; Agaricomycetes; Agaricales; Physalacriaceae
Exons: 6
Source: RefSeq, a predicted model, not a curated record
CUGGCCUGUGACAAAGGGCACGGUACCGCUCUCCAUCCGUCCACCACGAUGGGCAAGACCAAGGCCUUCAUUGCAAAGCUUUUUGACCUCGAGGAGAGGCGACCCAGCUCACCAAAGCCUGUCGACAACGAGCCACCAGUCGAGGCUUUCAACAACCUCACCACUCACGAACCUCGGCUGUCGCCUGCACGGCCCAGCCAUGCAACGACGCACUCAUUCAUUGGCGGGUUCAAACCGCUACCGCGGCCUCCAGCAAUGCAGAUGCCCCAGCCGGCGGUGUCUCUUACCAUGCGGCAUGCCUUGAAUCUACCAGAGGAUCCUCCGAGGGCCCAUUCAGCUCCAGAAAUUCCCCGGCGACAGUAUGCUGUGCCUUCAUCGACCCCCGGUUCGCCCUCGCCCUCAGCGCGAACCUCAGCGUCAGCUGCAGGGUCAAAAACGGGGCGACCACGCGCGUCGUCAACGCCUCCCGAUCCAAACGCGCCUCCAGAUACCCAAUGUUCGGGUGUCACAAAGGCGGGAAGGCGAUGCACGCGACAAGUGAAGAAUGGCGGAGCGGCGCUUCCUGGAGUGGAACGGUUCUGUUUCCAGCAUACGAAAGAGCUUCUUGAUCCUAGUGGAUUUUACGCUCGACGGAAAGGCGCUGAAGGGUCAGAGUGGGUGGAUUUUGCAGAUUAUAUCCCUUCGUAUCUUGCUCCAGAUACGCAAGUGGCUCUACGCGUAGAGAUGGAAAAAGCGCGUUCUCAGUCCGAUGUUGAGGGGUACAUCUAUACCUUCGAGAUUCGGAACCCCGAUGAUAGCAAGACUAUUCAGCUCAAAGUCGGGACAUUGAAUGAGUGGGGCAAGCAGUGUGGUUCGAAGGAGCAGGUUCUCAGAGGUUUCUAUCCUGGCUCUGUCGGGGAUGGCGGAGAUGAGACUUCGCUGAUGAAAGGACGCGUAAUUUUGCCGGAGGGCGGGAACGAGGAUGUGUGGUGUCACCGGCUGGAACGGUUGAUACACCUGGAAUUGGCGGACCUAGCAGUGAAUGCGGCCUACCUCCAGCCGGGCUGGAAGCCGUUUUCGAAAGGGAAAGGGAAGGGUCCGGCCCAAUCUAAGGCGGUAUUCCCCACCGAAUCGCCUUCUGUUUCCUCUCCGAAGAGGAGAAAUGGUCGAGGUGGAAGGGUGGGUAAUGGUAAUGGUGGGCAGGGCCAGCCGUGUAAGGAUUGUGGGACCAUUCAUAAAGAGAUCUUCGAGUUUCAGCGUAUUACGUCGGGUCCCUACACGGGGAGAGAGUGGGAUGGCAUUGUGAAGAAAGUUAUAGAAGAGUGGGGAGUGUUUGUGCGAACGUACGUGUAAGCGAUGGACUCGUUUUUUAUCCUGCAUUUGUUCUGUUAUCAUGUACAUGCUUUGUUUGCAAUCUCUGUUGCUGUAGCCUCAUGUAUUUAUUAUUUGUAUCAUUGCUGAGCAGAAUGGAAUCAUUUCUAUGGCA